This is a messenger RNA of Cuscuta europaea, 2953 nucleotides long. The record is from the annotation of a GenBank genome assembly. Lineage: Eukaryota; Viridiplantae; Streptophyta; Magnoliopsida; Solanales; Convolvulaceae.
UGGCAAACUUCUUGAACAACCGCUUGAGGCAAUCAUGCACGGAAGGCCUUCAACCCCAACGAGUCCCUCUUCCUCGUUCCCGCCAUUUGCCACUCACUGGCGCCCUUUUAGACUCGCAGUUGAUGUACACCUCCCGCUUGUGUUCAAGUUACUUUGCCAAGAAUCUGCUCUCCUUCAACCGUCUUGCAUCUCCCCUUACAGCCAAUUCGAUUCCAUUUUCUCUUCGCACUAAACGUAUCUCUUCCGAACCCCUAGUCUUGACCUCAAACCCUAACCUCAGAUCAAUGUCCACUCGUCGCUCAGCGUUCGAUGUCCUGAUGGCUAAUUCUAAAAAGAAAACCCAAACCCAGACUCUCCAAGCCAAAGAAUCUUCGCCUAAGAAACGGAAAGCGGUUGAAAAUGACACCCAGGAGCGGAAGUCCAUGGAAAAGUCCACCCCCAGUUCAGCCCCUGAGGAGAACGCCCUUUCCAAUUCAGGGGCGAUUGAAAAUGCCCCUUCUGUAAAUGGGGGGAUAAACGGUAAGGUUGUCUCAGGUGCAGGAGAGGAAGUGGCAGCUAAGAAACCGAAGAUUUUAAGUCCUGAUGAGAGCGUCCAGGAGCUGAAGAAGAAGAGUUUUGAUCCGAGAAAGGCAGCUUAUUGGGCAGCUGGUGCGAGAGUGCCCUUCAUGUUUGUAGCCAAGGCGUUCGAUGCAGUUGCAGAGGAGUCUGGUCGGAUAGCCAUCACUGGAAUUGUGACGAAUGCCUUAAGGACAGUAAUUCAUACGACACCAAAUGACUUGUUGCCUGUAGUUUACCUUUUCGCAAACAAGAUUGCACCUGCUCAUGAGGGGUUGGAGCUCGGAAUUGGAGAUGCAUCAAUUAUUAAGGCCCUUGCCGAGGCUUGUGGGGCUAAAGAAGCUCACAUCAAGAAGCAGUACAAGGAUUUGGGUGAUUUAGGCCUUGUUGCAAAAGCAAGUCGAUCGUCGCAGUCUCUGAUGCGUAAACCGGAAGCAUUAACUGUUGCCAAAGUUUUCAAUACAUUUCGACUUAUAGCUAAGGAAUCUGGCAAGGAUAGUCAAGAUAAGAAAAAAAAUCACAUCAAGUCGUUACUAGUUGCAGCUACCGAUUGUGAACCUCAGUAUUUAAUCCGACUACUGCAGACAAAGUUACGCAUUGGUUUGGCAGAACAAACUCUUUUGGUGGCCCUGAGCCAUGCUGCCGUAUACUCUGAGAAGCAUCCUUCACCUCCUACCAGGGUGAACUCUCCUAUAGAAGAGGCCGAGAAGAUUGUCAAACAAGUUUAUUCUGUGAUUCCAGUAUAUGAUAAAAUUGUCCCUGCUCUUCUUUUGGAUGGUGUCUGGAACCUUCAAAAGACAUGCUCUUUCUCUCCAGGUGUUCCAGUUGGACCUAUGCUAGCUAAGGCAACUAAAGGAGUAUCUGAAAUCGUCGAGAAGUUUCAAGAUAUGGAGUUCACUUGUGAAUACAAGUAUGAUGGUGAGCGUGCUCAGAUUCAUUACUUGGAAAAUGGGUUAGUGGAAAUAUACAGCCGAAAUGCAGAAUGUAAUACUGGAAAGUUUCCUGACGUUGUCGCUGCUAUUUCAAGAUUAAAGAAACCCUCCACGACCUCUUUCGUUCUUGACUGCGAAUUGGUUGCAUAUGAUCGUGAGAAACAGAAAAUUCUGCCCUUUCAGAUCCUAAGCACACGUGCCCGUAAAAAUGUUGCUGUGAGCGAUAUAAAGGUGAAUGUUUGCAUCUUUGCAUUUGACAUUUUGUAUCUUAAUGGACAACCGCUUAUCCAGGAGCAGCUUAAUGUUCGUAGAGAGCAUCUGUAUAAUUCAUUUGAGGAAGAGCCUGCCUAUUUUCAAUUUGCCACAAAUAUUGCAUCCAAUGAUCUUGAGGAAAUAACACAGUUUCUUGAAGCUUCUGUGAAUGGCAGUUGUGAGGGAUUGAUCAUCAAAACACUUACUAGAGAUGCUACAUAUGAGCCAUCUAAACGCUCAAAUAACUGGCUGAAGUUGAAAAAGGAUUACAUGGAGAGUAUUGGUGAUUCCCUCGAUUUGGUACCAAUUGGUGCUUUUCAUGGCAGGGGGAAACGUACUGGUGUUUAUGGUGCUUUUCUCCUUGCUUGUUAUGACAGUAACAACGAGGAAUUUCAAAGCAUUUGUAAAAUUGGCACGGGAUUUCUUGAAACAAAGCUUGAAGAAUGCUCCACCAGCCUUCGUUCUAAAAUUAUCCCAAAGCCAAAGUCAUAUUACAGGUAUACAGAAACAAUCAAUCCAGAUGUAUGGUUUGAACCCACUGAGGUUUGGGAAGUAAAAGCUGCAGACCUUACUAUCAGCCCUGUUUACCGUGCAGCCAAUGGUAUUGUGGAUCCUGAUAAGGGAAUCUCUCUGCGAUUUCCACGUUUUAUUCGUAUUCGAGAAGACAAGACCCCAGAGCAGGCCACAUCAGCAGAGAUGGUUGCAGAUAUGUAUACUGCUCAAAAACACAAUCAACAAACUAUUAAUCAGGAUGAAGAUGAAGACUGAAGAACCCAUUCAUCAUACUCUUGUAGUAAAGCUGAAGUCCACUGCAAAGUGCAGAAGCUAUAGAAGGUUUCCUGCGGCUGACGGGCUGGUUUGUCAAGGUAGUUUUAUCCAAUAGUAGAUAGGGGGCCAUAGGCGCCUAGAGGGCUGCACUCUGCAGGGCUUCUUGUUAUGUGCUUGUACCAGUGUCUGCCACAUUUUACCGCUCUUCAGGUUGCUAAAGCUGCUUUUUAACUUGAAGCAUUGCGUUCUUUUUUCUUUAGGCUCCAUAAAUUGAAGCACCCCACCUUGCAAAAAUGUUUUUCCUUUCCCUUCUCGAAAUAUUAAAGUUCAACACAAUAAAAAUUGUUACUCAUGUAUUGAAGUAUCUAAAUAAUUGUUCAUCUUCAUAUCAAAUGGGGUUCUACAACUUUAUAUAUUUCUGUACUGAACAUGUUGCAAUAUACGGA